GUCUCCAUGGCAUUUGUACCCUAUAUGUUCUGGUUAUUGGCGAGGAAGUGCAAUAGAAGUAAAAGUACAUUUGUCAUGAGUCCUAUUGAUAACAGGCCCUCUCAGAGCAGAUCACCAAGGAAAUUCUCAUGGGGGGAAAUAGAGAUGGCUACAAAGGAUUUUGGAAUGGUUGCAGGCGAAGGAGGUUUUAGUACUGUUUACAGAGCUGUUUUGGCGGAUCAGACUGUGUGUGCAGUGAAAGUUGUGGGAAGAAACUUUGAGCUCUUACGACGUGCUUACAUGCAAGAAUUGCAUGCAUUGUUACGUGCACGUCAUGAUAAUUUGGUUAACCUGGUUGGGUACUGCGAUGACAGAGAAGCUGGAAUACUGGUUCUUGAAUACGUAAACAAUGGGAACUUGCAUGAUACUUUGCAUGCGAAUGACAAAUUUCUUGCAUGGCCACAUCGUGUGGGCAUAGCACGUCAAAUUGCAUCGGCCUUGCAGUAUCUUCACGAGGUUUGCGACCCUCCCAUCCUACACUGUGACAUCAAAUCUGCCAACAUUCUUCUGGACGAGAAUUACAAUGCAAAACUCUGCGAUUUUGGAUUCUCUAGAACGGGAGAUAGCAGUUAUUUGACUAAGAGUAGUGUAUUGGGUUCUCCAGGUUAUAUCGAUCCCCACUGUUUCAAGAGUGGGAUUGUUUGUAAGAAGACUGAUGUUUAUAGUUUUGGUGUGCUGCUUUUGGAGCUUAUUACAGGCAUGAAGGCCUUUUGUGGUGAGAAGAGAAAGCUUCUGGCUGUGUUUUCGUCUCCAUUUCUGGAGAAUCCCAGUAGACUAAGUGAAAUCAUUGAUACCAGGCUUAGUGGUUGCUAUGACUAUAAGGAGGUGAAAUCCAUGGCGUCCAUUGCCUCGUUGUGUAUACAGGGAAACCCUGAAUUGAGGCCUUCUAUGAAUGAAGUAGUGAAAAUGAUGAAUGCAUAAUUCUGCAAACAGAGGGAUGCUUAUUACAGUUCCCCAUCUCAUAAUCACUGAGAUGAAAUGAUAUAUAAGUGUAAAUUGCAAAUACAUGGUGAAACAAUAUUGUUAUACUGUUAA
Cryptomeria japonica (Japanese cedar) is the source of this 1074-nucleotide messenger RNA. Its product is annotated as salt tolerance receptor-like cytoplasmic kinase 1. The record is from RefSeq and is a predicted model, not a curated record. The transcript has 2 exons. Gene Ontology annotation, molecular function: protein kinase activity; ATP binding. NCBI's taxonomy places the organism in Eukaryota, Viridiplantae, Streptophyta, Pinopsida, Cupressales, Cupressaceae. Bases 7 to 960 code for a protein of 317 amino acids. Gene Ontology annotation, biological process: protein phosphorylation. Gene Ontology annotation, cellular component: plasma membrane.